This is a messenger RNA of Ceutorhynchus assimilis (cabbage seed weevil), 1330 nucleotides long. Lineage: Eukaryota; Metazoa; Arthropoda; Insecta; Coleoptera; Curculionidae. The record is from the annotation of a GenBank genome assembly.
GCGGUUGUAGUUUGGAAUUGAAGAAAAAUAUUAUUUAAUUUUGACCAAUAUAAUAGGCAGAGAGAAAAAUGCAAACGAAACCUAAAAAAGGGGUGUCUGAUUGUUAAUUAAUGUAUUUAAAACCCGAUUGAUACGGUUCACCGUAUCAUCCCUGCUUAAAGCUUCGUACACACUUUUGAACAUUUACCCCGAACAAAAAACAGAUCAUCGAACCGAACGACAAUCGAGAUUCACAAGCUCCGGAGUUACUCAUUCGAAGUGAACAAAGUUUCAGAUGAUUGGCCGAUGAACCAAAACGCUCACAAACGAACGCCCCAAAGCAGGAAGUGCUGCCCCGAACAACAGAAAAAACAAACCUAUUCAGAGUAACUCUCAAAAACAACACUUUUUUUAAUCCAAGUGACAUUCUGCGGCUGAUAUCCUGCGCAAAUUACUAGUAAAGUGGUUCCUAGGGCUUCAUUGCUCACUACUAAAAUCAACAAUACAUGUAAGGAUUUAGCUUAAAUUUUAAAAAAAUACUGCAGGCACAAUUAUUUUGUAUUUGGCGCUAUUCUUACCGGAAGCAUAAACGUAACUGUCACCGCUGUCAAAUUUGGCUGCCAUUUUUGUUCGUUUCCUCUAGCUGUCUUUUCCGCAAAGGACAGAAACAUGACGGGGUUUAGCCAAAAGCCCAUCCUCAUCGACGGAAGGGGCCACUUGUUGGGUCGCCUAGCCGCAAUCGUAGCCAAAACUCUUCUUCAAGGAAAUAGAGUUAUUGUUGUAAGAUGUGAACAACUCAACAUCUCCGGCAACUUUUUCAGGAAUAAAUUGAAGUUCAUGUCAUUCUUGAGAAAAAGAUGUAACAUUAAUCCUGCUCGUGGACCAUUCCACUUCAGGGCUCCUUCCAGAAUUUUCUGGAAAACUGUCAGAGGAAUGUUGCCACACAAAAUUGAAAGGGGAAAGCAAGCUCUUCGUAAACUAAAGGCUUACGAAGGUAUCCCACCUCCAUAUGACAGGAGGAAGCGCGUCGUUGUCCCUGGAGCUUUGAGAGUAGUUUGCUUGAAACCAGGACGUAAAUUCUGUCAUGUAGGACGCCUUUCAAACGAAGUCGGCUGGAAAUACCAGUCCGUGGUCCGUACAUUGGAAACCAAACGUAAGGUCAAGGCUGUUUUGGCUAUUCGCAAGAGAGACAAACUCAAGAAGAUCACCAAGCAAGCUUCUGAGAAGGUGGAGAAACAAGUUACACCCUUCACACAAGUUAUUAACACUUAUGGUUAUAAUUAAGACAUUUAAAAUAAAAAUUUUAAUAAAUUAUUUUAUUGGUUUUAUUUAGGUAAAACCGUCAAGCCAG